Messenger RNA from Olea europaea var. sylvestris, 1717 nucleotides. RefSeq names its product shaggy-related protein kinase NtK-1. Gene Ontology annotation, cellular component: cytoplasm. The record is from RefSeq and is a predicted model, not a curated record. Gene Ontology annotation, biological process: signal transduction; protein phosphorylation. Lineage: Eukaryota; Viridiplantae; Streptophyta; Magnoliopsida; Lamiales; Oleaceae. Gene Ontology annotation, molecular function: ATP binding; protein serine/threonine kinase activity. Bases 288 to 1517 code for a protein of 409 amino acids. The transcript is spliced from 14 exons.
UCUCUCUCUCUCUUUCUCUCUUUCUCUUUCUGUCUCUCUCGUGUUUAUCCGUCUCUCUCAGGGGGUAAUGGGGCCACAUAAUUUAGGCCACAAAUUAAUCGUUAGAGGGAGUCACCGAUGAUCAUCGGUGUCUGCUCCACCGCCUUCUUAGCAUUCUGAAUCGAUUUCCGUAGAUACUAUUGAAUUUGCUUGAAGUGUACUGAAAAACAUAGCUCAUCAUACCUGCUGCAUCUUGCACUCAGCAGGUGAGUUUGUCAAUUUAAUACUAUCAGCUAGUAUUUUAUCAAAUGGCUUCAGUUGGUGUAGCACCUGCUUCUGGAUUAAGGGAGUCAAGCAGCCAUUCUGUGGGAGUUGAUAGGCUGCCCGAGGAGAUGACUGAAAUGAAAAUCCGGGAUGACAAGGAAAUGGAAACAGCAGUUGUUGAUGGUAAUGGCACUGAGACAGGGCACAUAAUAGUGACAACUAUUGGUGGUCGAAAUGGCCAGCGUAAGCAGACCAUUAGUUACAUGGCUGAACGUGUUGUCGGGCAUGGAUCGUUCGGAGUAGUAUUUCAGGCGAAAUGCUUAGAGUCAGGUGAAACAGUUGCCAUAAAGAAGGUUCUUCAGGACAAGAGAUACAAGAACCGAGAGUUACAAACCAUGCGUCUUCUUGACCACCCAAAUGUUGUGUCCUUAAAGCACUGCUUCUUCUCUACAACUGAAAAAGAUGAGCUAUAUCUUAAUCUGGUACUUGAGUAUGUCCCUGAAACUGUCAAUCGUGUUAUCAAACACUAUAAUAAGUUGAACCAGAGGAUGCCACUCAUAUAUGUGAAGCUUUAUUCUUACCAGAUUUUCAGAGCAUUGUCUUAUAUCCAUCGGGGUAUUGGAGUGUGUCACAGGGACAUCAAGCCUCAAAAUGUACUGGUGAAUCCACAUACGCACCAGCUCAAGUUAUGUGAUUUCGGAAGUGCCAAAGUUUUGGUCAAAGGAGAGCCCAAUAUUUCUUAUAUCUGCUCUAGGUUUUAUAGAGCACCAGAGCUUAUUUUUGGAGCUACAGAAUAUACUACAGCUAUAGACAUUUGGUCCGCUGGUUGUGUGCUUGCUGAGUUACUUCUUGGACAGCCCUUGUUUCCUGGUGAGAGUGGAGUAGACCAGCUUGUUGAGAUCAUCAAGGUUUUGGGUACUCCAACCAGGGAGGAAAUUAAAUGCAUGAAUCCUAAUUACACAGAGUUCAAAUUCCCUCAAAUUAAAGCUCAUCCAUGGCAUAAGAUAUUCCAAAAACGUAUGCCUCCAGAAGCUGUUGAUCUUGUUUCAAGAUUGCUACAGUACUCUCCUAAUUUACGUUGUACAGCUUUGGACGCCCUGACCCACCCCUUUUUCGAUGAGCUACGUGAUCCCAACACCCGCCUUCCAAAUGGACGAUUCCUUCCUCCGUUGUUCAAUUUUAAGCCUCACGAGCUCAAGGGUGUGCCAGUAGAGAGCCUGGUUAAGUUGAUUCCCGAGCAUGCUCGGAAGCAGUGUCCCUUCCUCGGUUUAUGAUCUUACCAUGUACAAUAUGAUCCAUCUAGCAUUCCAUAUGUAUAGUAUGUUUCUCCUCCUCGUGCCCGUCUCUUUUGGACAUCUGAUGUUGCUUUCCAUUAGUAUCAUAUUGUCAUGGAUAUAUUGUAGCAUUACGUGGAUAAGGAUGUUUGUUUUAUCUAAAUGAAUGUGGAUCCUCGAGUGAGCUUCAUUCUUUCUUA